AAAAAUGAAUACUUUAUGUCCAUUUCAAAUAUUUAACAAAUUACCUCGGAUAGAAUGUGGGCAAGGAAAGAAGCGCGCACUAGAGAGGAUUUUUAAAAUUCUUUAUUCUUGUUUAUAAUGUUACGGUAUUUUCAAGCUUUGCAUUCUAAAGAGCAUUAAGACAAACAGCUUAUGCCCAAAAUCGAAGAAUUCCGCUCAUUGCACAAGAAAAUCGAUCAAUCAGCCUAGACGAACACCACUAUGUGUCUCCAUUCCACCGGCAAAAUGCUCUGCAAUUUUUUCUUGUCAUUUCCGUCCUCGAUUGUGACCCUCUUUAAUUUGGCCUUCUAUAUAAUCUUCUCUAUUUACUUGACACUCUUUUCAUGUACAUAAAAACAAUUCUUUUGUUUCUGUUUCUGAUACAAGGGUUCUAGUUUCCUUCUCAUGGACGAGAAUAAACUUCACUUGUCUCCUCCUAAGCAGAUGCUACCUCAAAGAAUGGACUCAGGAGGUCCUUAUCGUCUUCUGCACUGUUCAGGUUUGGGUGACAAAGAAGGUGUGAUGCAAGAGCUCGGAAAAGGAGUGGAACCCAAUCUGGUUGACUAUGAUAGGAGAACAGCACUUCAUUUAGCUGCCUCUGAAGGUUGUGUGGAGAUUGUUGUUCUACUUCUUGAGAAAGGAGCUGAUGUGAACUCCACAGAUCGCUGGGGUCGAACUCCACUUUCCGAUGCCUGCAACUUUGGUCACAAGGAUGUCUGCAAGAUAUUAGGGGCACAUGGUGGAUAUGAUCCGUUGGGUGACUCUCCUACGCCAUGUUGUAUAAUUGAUCAUGGUGAAGUUGACAUGAAGGAUGCAGCUCUUAUUGGAGAAGGAGCAUAUGGUGAAGUUUAUUUGGUAAAGUGGCGUGGCACAGAAGUUGCUGCAAAAACCAUUCGCGCUUCCAUUGCAUCAAACCCAAUGGUGAAGAAUGCUUUUCUGAAGGAGCUAGCGUUGUGGCAAAAGUUGCGCCAUCCCAAUAUUGUGCAGUUUCUUGGCGUCCUAAAGCAAUCUGAUCGAUUGAUCUUCCUUACUGAGUAUCUUCGAAAUGGAAGCUUGUAUGACCAAUUGAGAAAGAAAGGAAGACUUGAUCCACUGACAGCAGUUGCUUAUGCAUUAGAUAUUGCAAGAGGAAUGAAUUAUCUUCAUCAGCAUAAGCCUCAUGCUAUUAUCCAUAGAGAUUUGACUCCUAGAAAUGUAUUGCAGGAUGAAGCAGGGCAUCUUAAAGUCACAGACUUUGGACUCAGUAAAAUUGCACAACAGAAGGAUUCUUAUGGUUACAAAAUGACUGGAGGGACUGGAUCAUAUCGAUACAUGGCUCCAGAAGUUUACCGUCGAGAAUCAUAUGGAAAGAGUGUUGAUGUUUUCUCAUUUGCUCUAAUCGUUCAUGAGAUGUUCCAAGGAGGACCAUCAAAUAGGGAAGCAGCUCCAGAGACGGUGGCCGAUAAGACAGCAUACGAAGAUUAUCGGCCACAUCUUGCUUCAUACAUAUUUCCGGAGCCAGUCAAGACGCUGCUUCGUGAAUGCUGGCACAAGAACCCUGAUCGUAGACCCUCCUUUCAAGAAAUUAUUGAACGGCUUGAGAAAAUCUAUGAAACUAUGCAAGAUAAGAUAGUUUUGGGAACAUGCUGUAGCUGUAUGAUAUUAUGAGUUGUUAAUUAUCUGAUCCUGAAGCUGAUCUGAUGUAUCUCCUAUCGCAUUGAUUUCAUUUCUCUGGUUACAAGGAGCUUCUGCAUAGCCCUCUCAGAUUUGAAAAUACAUAAAUAAAGUGCAAGUUUGUCUUACUGGAAGGAUAUGAGUUUGUAGCAAAUUUUUAUUAGAGUUUAACUUAUAUGCAUCGACAUCGCUAAAAAGAUUUGCACAUAGUUUAAUUUACCUGCGAUAAUAGGUUAUUUACCAUGCCUUGCAGGUUACCAGUCCAUGCUUGCUAUAGAAGGUACCUCUGUAAAUGGCUUUUAGGUGAUCAUAUAGUGUAAAAUUUCUUACAAUGUUAAUGUAUAUUAGCUGAAUUAUUUUUUAUUAUAUUAUAAUUCAUUGUGUCAAUGUUGCUGUCUGUCAUCUCUGAGCCUUAUUAAGCUUGCUCAUAUUUUGAUGGUCGAGUUUGUAUUGGGGUAUCUGUUUUAGGUUGUUCAUAUCCCUUCCUAAAUCCUUAACAUUGUAGGUGGUUUUGAAAUUAAAUAGACAAAGCUAAUUUAUCAGACAGAUGUGUCUGAACUUGGUGAAUUUUCCAUUGGACAUCUAUCAAAUAUCCUUAUCUGCUGCAGCUUACUACAUUGACAUUCACUAACAACUGCAACCAACAAUUAGCUAUUACUAUGAUCCUUCACCACUGUCCAUAUUUCAUGUUCUUUUGCUUCACCAUUUCUAGUUUAUCAAUCUCCAACAAUGUACAAA
Nicotiana tabacum (common tobacco) is the source of this 2409-nucleotide messenger RNA. RefSeq names its product serine/threonine-protein kinase VIK-like. The record is from RefSeq and is a predicted model, not a curated record. Gene Ontology annotation, molecular function: protein binding; protein serine/threonine kinase activity; ATP binding. Lineage: Eukaryota; Viridiplantae; Streptophyta; Magnoliopsida; Solanales; Solanaceae. Gene Ontology annotation, biological process: protein phosphorylation.